Messenger RNA from Dentiscutata heterogama, 197 nucleotides. The record is from the annotation of a GenBank genome assembly. NCBI's taxonomy places the organism in Eukaryota, Fungi, Glomeromycota, Glomeromycetes, Diversisporales, Gigasporaceae.
AUGGUGUUGUUGGAAUGUGGAUUUCGUCACAUUUGGGCUGUGUUGUUUUUGCCAUUUAUGCUGUUAGAUGUUCGUCACAUAGUUGGAGCUUUCUAUUCCAUUCUUGGGCGUGUGUCUUGUGGAUAUUUCGGUCUCAGGAAUUUCAGGUGUAUAGGAAACUGUCUUUUGACUUUUACUACCGGCCUUGGGCAUGGCUU